Molecule: messenger RNA, 2631 nt
Organism: Plodia interpunctella (Indianmeal moth)
Lineage: Eukaryota; Metazoa; Arthropoda; Insecta; Lepidoptera; Pyralidae
Gene: Arv1
Product: ACAT-related protein required for viability 1
Exons: 7
Coding region: 86-907 (273 amino acids)
Biological process (GO): sphingolipid metabolic process; sterol metabolic process; intracellular sterol transport
Cellular component (GO): Golgi apparatus; cortical endoplasmic reticulum
Source: RefSeq, a predicted model, not a curated record
GUUUGAUGUUAGCUUAUCAGUUUUGGUUUUGUUUUUGUAAAUGAUAAGAAAAGUAAUGGAAUUUCUAACAGGAAAACUGUGAAAGAUGGCUGAAAACAAGCAAUACAGAUGCGUGAAUUGUGGCAAACCCCACAGUGCUCUAUUUAAAACGUACGGACCGUCAGUUUUAAAACUAACCAAAUGUGAUAAAUGUAAAGGAAUAGUUGACAAAUACAUAGAAUAUGAUCCUGUUAUUGUUAUGAUAGACAUUGUCUUGAUCUCAAAAGAAGCACAAUGGCAUGUUUUAUAUAAUACAGAGUUUAAGUCAUACUGGAAGCUAUUCAUCAUCCUAGUUAUGGUGGAGACAUAUGGACUGUGGAGGCGAGACAGCCUGUUCAAUAUUGCUGUGGACUCCUUCUGUGGCAUGCAAAAUGGGUCUAACAAUAAUACAUUCUUCAACACAGUAGUGCCAGAGAUUUUUAAGAACAAAUGCUGGGCGUGGGAGCAACAGAGCAGGAGCAGCAACAAUGAUCUGUUCAUCAUGGAGAAGGAUUUCUAUGUGCAGUUCAUAUCCACAUUCAGUGGAAUAGUGAUGUUCAUUCUGACAUUUCACGGGCUGAUGAAGUUGACAAAACCGGCGUCAUCUCGUUAUGAUGUAUCACUUCUCCGAGUAAUAAAGGGGUUUUCCCUCGCCAACAUGAGUGUACUGUUCACACUGCCGAUGCUGGUGUGGGGCAACGCUGACACCUCGCAGGAGACCAAGACGAUUCACUACCUACUCGUGUUCGGAUACAGCUUCAUGGUGUUCUUCAAUGUUUUCACAGUGGUGUACGGGCGCGGCGGCGCGCGCGCGCUGGCGGCGAGCGCGGCGCUGCGCUUCCUCGCCAGCUUCCACGUCACGCCCGCGCUGCGGACCUACAUCCUCUAACACACACACACACACACGCGCACGCGCUGAUGUCACUCGUCAUCAACCACUGAAAUGGAGAGGCUCGAUAAAACAAAAGCGAAGCGUGCGUCUUCAAUCCUGCAUAGACCGAGUCGACCGCGCGGAGUGUUGAACCUGAGGCGGAAACAAUGUUCACCGGAAAAUUUGUUUUUAUAUCUUAUAUAGGUUCUUAAGUUUAUAAAUGUUAUAAACGUGAUCUUCUCCAACCCAAACUGAUUAUUGCAAAACAAACCGAAUUUGCCGAUUGUUUUAAUUCAAACAACUAGAGAAACCAAAAAACAAAUUUUCGGCGAAACAUACUAUCGGUGAAGAGUGUUUCUGUAAACUGUAUCGACCGACCGCGCGAUGGAAUAAAUAGCGGGUAUCAUGUUGCGUUCUUGUUCCUUUAUUAGGGCACUAAAACCGGCUGGCCCUGGCUUCGCUCGGGUAGAACCAUAAUAAAACGCGUAUGUCAGGAAGGUUUCGGACAAGUUUUUGAGUGUAUCCAUUAAGUACAAAUAAAAAUACAAAUCUUUUAUAUUUAUAAUAUUAGUAUAGAUAGUGUUACGGAUUACCCAAUACCCUUUUUACAAUUUGCUCAAUGGCAGUCGACAGUUGAAGGAAGCGGUGGUGGUGUAAUGGUUAAGACGCCCGCCUGUGAAUCAAAAGGUCCCAGGUUCGAAUCCUAUUCGUGCCAUAUGAGUUUGUAUACAAAUCUGACUCAUAUAUAGUAGCUUUCAUCGACCACCACUUGCUUCCGGUGAAGGAAAACAUCGUGAGGAAACCUGCACACUGGUUGAUUAAUUAACUUGUGUGUGAAAUGGAGAAGGCAAUGGCAAACCACUCCAUUAAUAAUGCCAAGAAAGUUGUUGUGUGUGUUUCAUUCCACGUAAUGACCACGACCCUCAGCCAUGACGAAUACGACUAUGAAGAAGAGUCGACAGUAGACCUAAUAGGUUAAUUUUUAUCGUCAAUAAAGUGAUGUACCUAUAUAAUCUUUUAUAAUUUUUAAUUACCUAUAUAAUUUUUUUUUAAUUUAAUGUUUCCUGUAAUUGUCUCAAAUAAAUAGACAAGAUUAAAUUUGUAUAAUGAAAGGCAGUGAAAACAAUUUAUUGAUCAAAGAUAUUUUGUGUAAAUUUAUUAGUUAUAUCCUUCGAUUUCGUUAAUUAAUAUUUUUUCAAAUAAAAACAAUUUGUGACAAUGACAAUUAUGCAAGUUGGUAUUUAUAAGUAUUUAAUGUUUUUAUAUAAUUUUGUAUAAAAUAUAUGUACCUACGUAUAGUAUCUCUUAUGUCAUGUUUUUUUAUUAUUAUAUAUUCUAUCAUUGAUUGUGUUUGUGCGCGAUAUACAUGAGCGAGUCCAACGUUUAAACGCGACAGUCUACUUAAUUUGAUUUUACUUUCACACUCGUCAGUACAAAAAAUAUUUACCUGUUAUUUGAUUUCGUUUCUCAUGUAUACUCGUAGACCAAACGUUGUUUAUGAUGGCGGCUGUAUUUGGUGGAUUCGACAUACGAGUACGUUGUUUUUCCUAAUGGUAAAUAAAAUCAUCAUACAAACUACGCAAUGCACGUCCAUUCGCGUCGGCAUCAAUCAGAGUUUGGUGAUAGAUUUUACCGCAAAGAAAACCAGCAGUGUACGUCGAAACCGCCAAAGUUCGGCGAACUGUUUGUCGAUAGUGUAUUGCCGGCUAAGUUACAAAUAAAAUAAACAAGUUAAAUCAAAA